AGUGACAGAACUUUAAUGGAACUCUUUGAAGGCUCUUGCCAUUACAUCCAAUAAGCUGACCUGGCACUUAAUUAUCAAAACCCUGGUAGACCUGGAACAGUUAAAUAUUUUGUAAACUUGAUGGAACCAAUAAGCCUCUGUUAUCCAGGCCAUGAGCUCUUCAGGAGAUGAACCACGUCCAUCUUAUUCACAGACUCGUGAGCGACUUGUGCAGGUUGUUCCUCCUGAUUUAAUAUGUUCACUUACAUGUGGAGGUCGUGAUUGCCGCUAUGAAGGUCCAGAGGACUGGACUGUGGACCAACAAGCAAUCCGUGGUCUGUACUCUUCUUGGAUUACAGAUGAGAUUCUGGCAACAAGCCGCCCAUCUACUCGUCUUAUUCAGAAUUACAAUAUCACAGAGCAGUUCCACAAGUUUGGUAUACGGUCUCUGAUCAAUGCACAACUUCCCUGGGAACAUGGCCAUUGUGGAGAUUCUCUUGAACCCCAGAGUGGAUUUUCAUACAGGCCUCAAGAUUUCAUGGAUUCUGGCAUCUCCUUCUAUAAUUUUGGGCUUCCUGACUUUGGGGUAGUCGCUGUGCCAAGAAUUCUGGAUGCAGUAAAAGUGAUUGCAUUUGCUCUGCGAGAGGGAAGAGUAGCGGUGCACUGCCAUGCUGGACUAGGCCGCACAGGGGUGCUCAUUGCAUGUUACUUGAUCUAUGCAUGCCGUGUUAGUGCUGCAGAUGCUAUUCGUUUUUUACGUCUUCGCCGCCCUGGCUCUAUACAGACAGGAUCCCAAGUAUCUCUUGUUUGUGAUUUUGCCCUAUUUUUAGGUUCACAAUGGACAGUUUUCCCAAAUGCAAUUCCUGGCUGCCCUGCAUUUACCUUAAGUCAGUAUCUGGUCUGCCAACGUCACCUUCUUCAUGGACAGGAAGCUCGAAGUUUGCGUCAUAUUCCAAAGCCUGUAGUAGUUAUAUGUCGGAGGCUGGCCCAGCUGGCAGGUGGUAGGAGAGCAAGAGGCCCAUGGGUAGAACUGGAAAGAGAGGCUGCACAUAAACUUCUACGCCAGGUCAUUAUGAGGGCAGCUAGUGAACGUCACUGUAAGAAGGCUCAGUCACCGGUCUGUGAAAGUGAAGACACUGAACAGGAUACAAGACGAAAAAAGAGACGAGGGCUCUUGCAAAGUCAAGUCAGCUGUGACACAGGAAUCCUGCAACUCCUGCUGACAAGUGACACAUCAGUGGAUAUGGUGAACAAUGGGCUGUGUGAACUCAACCUUGUUAAAACGUCAGGACCUGAGCCAUCAGAUCCCAAAAUUGCUGACAUUAUACAGAAAAACGUGCAAAACAAUGGCCCAAAGAUAGACAGUCUUGCAGAGCCAUGUCAACCUGUUACUCCACACCAUGUUUUGUGCAUUGCAGAAGCCAUGGCUGAACUGGAAACCCCAGACACAAUGGUAAAGCAGAGGGUGGAUGAUCUGCAGAUCCUGGUGAAUGAAGAAGGAGCUUGGGCUGAGGUAUCCACAGAGAGCAAUCCCAAAAUCCUCAGCAUCCUGCUGUGGAAUUGGCUGCAACAAUUAUCGGAACCAGUACUGAGUCAGAAUGAUGUGAACAUCUUUUGUGAUGGGGAUUGGAGACAAAAUCUGAAGAAAUUGAGUAGGAGUCAAGGGGAGACGCUCUGCUGUCUUCUUCAAUGUGUUAGCAAACUAUCUUCACUAUCAAUUGCUUUGGAAGAGCUGGUUUUAUUGAGACUUCUCAAAGCACUAACAAAACAACCACAGGAUGCCCCCCAUGUGUCCCCUACUGUUUUGCUACAACUGCGCUCCAUUGUACAUGAGAUUAGGGCGCAUGGUGUCACUUCCCGGUUACAGCGCACAGCUGCAGAAUCCACACAACGAAGGCAACUAAAUGCAGAGAAAAAAGAGGGGAAGAUCAGUUAAUGGAUGUAUAGAAGGCUUAAUGUAUUUUAGACAAUAGGGGUUGUCUCAUGAAGAAGACAGUGCUGCAGUCAGGUGUGGUCCAGGUUUUUUAUACCCUUGCAGUAUGCUGUUAUCUGCUAGGGUGUCUGGCCAUUUUAUUUCCAGAUAUUUCUAAUAUGUCGAUUGAUAUAGUGAUUUCAUUUAUUUAUAAGAUCUUUUUAAUACACUUAUAACUGAAGAACAGAAAAUUAAAAAGGUUAAAAGCUUUGAACACCUUUGUGCCAAUAGUUUUUAUUGUUUAUUUGCUUCCUAAACGUAUAACUAAGGGCUUUCAUUAAAUGUGUGGUGGCCCAGUACGGGAUGGUGUUGCCCUGUACCUUUCCUGCCC
Hyla sarda is the source of this 2282-nucleotide messenger RNA. RefSeq names its product protein tyrosine phosphatase domain-containing protein 1-like. The coding region runs from base 152 to 1915 and encodes 587 amino acids. Gene Ontology annotation, molecular function: protein tyrosine phosphatase activity; protein tyrosine/serine/threonine phosphatase activity. The transcript is spliced from 12 exons. The record is from RefSeq and is a predicted model, not a curated record. Lineage: Eukaryota; Metazoa; Chordata; Amphibia; Anura; Hylidae. Gene Ontology annotation, biological process: protein dephosphorylation; cilium assembly.